This is a messenger RNA of Sus scrofa (pig), 4246 nucleotides long. It is a transcript of the gene LMAN1, whose product is annotated as lectin, mannose binding 1. NCBI's taxonomy places the organism in Eukaryota, Metazoa, Chordata, Mammalia, Artiodactyla, Suidae. Gene Ontology annotation, biological process: endoplasmic reticulum to Golgi vesicle-mediated transport. Gene Ontology annotation, molecular function: D-mannose binding. Gene Ontology annotation, cellular component: Golgi membrane; COPII-coated ER to Golgi transport vesicle; endoplasmic reticulum membrane. The record is from RefSeq and is a predicted model, not a curated record.
UCCUCCCGCCAGCGUCCGCUUACCAGAAUCCAAGAUGGCGAGAUCCAGGCAAAGGGGUCUCCAGACUGGAGCUCGGCCGCUGUUCUGCGCCUUGCUGCUGUCGCUCUUUCGGUUCGUUGGGGGCGACGGCGUGGGAGGCGACCCCGCGGCUGCUGGCUCCACGGGCUCCUCAGCAGCGCAGCCACAUCGCCGUUUCGAGUACAAAUACAGCUUCAAGGGACCGCACCUGGUGCAGAGCGACGGGACCGUGCCCUUCUGGGCCUACGCGGGGAAUGCUAUUCCAAGUUCAGAUCAGAUUCGAAUAGCACCAUCAUUGAAAAGCCAAAGAGGAUCAGUAUGGACAAAGGCAAAAGCGGCCUUUGAGAACUGGGAAGUUGAAGUGACAUUUCGAGUAACUGGAAGAGGUCGAAUUGGAGCUGAUGGCCUGGCAAUUUGGUAUACGGAAAAUCAAGGCCUGGAGGGCCCUGUAUUUGGAUCAGCUGAUAUGUGGAAUGGAGUUGGAAUAUUUUUUGAUUCUUUUGACAAUGAUGGAAAGAAAAAUAAUCCUGCAAUAGUAAUCAUAGGCAACAAUGGACAAAUCCAAUAUGACCAUCAAAAUGAUGGUGCUAAUCAAGCUUUAGCAAGUUGCCAGAGGGACUUUCGUAAUAAACCCUAUCCUAUCCGGGCAAAGAUUAUAUAUUACCAGAAAACAUUGACAGUAAUGAUCCAUAAUGGCUUCACACCAGAUAAAAAUGAUUAUGAAUUUUGCGCCAAGGUAGAAAAUAUGAUUAUUCCUGCACAGGGGCAUUUUGGAAUAUCUGCUGCAACUGGAGGUCUUGCAGAUGACCAUGAUGUCCUUUCUUUUCUGACUUUCCAAUUGACUGAGCCUGGGAAAGAGCCACCUACACCAGAUAAAGAAAUUUCUGAAAAAGAAAAAGAAAAGUACCAGGAGGAAUUUGAACACUUUCAACAAGAAUUGGAUAAAAAAAAGGAGGAAUUCCAGAAGGACCACCCUGACCUUCAAGGGCAUCCUGCUGAUGAAAUAUUCGAGAGUAUAGGAGAUCGUGAGCUGAGACAAAUCUUUGAAGGGCAGAAUCGUAUCCAUCUUGAAAUCAAGCAGCUGAACCGACAGUUAGAUAUGAUUCUUGAUGAACAGAGAAGAUAUGUCUCUUCCUUGACAGAGGAGAUUUCUAAAAGAGGAGCAGGAAUCCCAGGGCAGCAUGGACAGAUCACUCAACAGGAACUGGAUACUGUUGUGAACACUCAGCAUGAGAUUCUGAGACAAGUAAAUGAAAUGAAGAAUUCCAUGAGUGAAACUGUCAGACUGGUCAGUGGCAUACAGCAUCCUGGAUCUGCAGGUGGCGUAUAUGAGACAACCCAGCACUUCAAUGAUAUCAAAGAGCACCUCCACAUAGUCAAGCGGGACAUAGAUCACUUAGUGCAGCGAAACAUGCCAUCAAAUGAAAAGCCAAAAUGCCCAGAACUACCACCAUUUCCCUCAUGUUUAUCUACGGUGCACUUCGUCAUAUUUGUAGUUGUACAAACGAUGUUAUUCAUUGGUUAUGUCAUGUAUAGGAGUCAGCAAGAAGCAGCUGCCAAAAAAUUCUUUUGACCACCAUUUUCAUAUGUGUACAUCAUCCUGGUGCUUGUGACUCUGCAUAUUUGUGGAACUCAAGGAGGCAGUAGUAGAAGCGGUGAUGGAAUCUUGGAAGGCAGAAUUUGAAAAAUAGCGUUAAUACUUCUGAUUUCUUUCUUUGAAUGCCAGAGCUAAGGAUAUUGUGAAGCACUUGUUCGUAAGCGUAACCUUGGAAUGUCUGGCUGAAAGGAGUUGUUGCAGUCAGUGCAUAGUCCUAGAUAUUAGAGAACAAUCUGUAAAUGACACUUAAUUUCAUUUGCACAGCUGAGGUAGACUUAAAAAAUACUCUUAUUUUCCUUCUUCUAGCUCAAGUGGUAUAUUUCAUUUGCCAUAGAAUUAAAAAUAGUACUGUUUAUAAAUAGUACUAUUUAACUCUUCACAACCUUGAUAAAUUUGCUCUCAGCUAUCAUUUACAGAUUGGACUAAUUGCUUAAAAUCCAUACAGAGACUGAAGAACUCUGCAUUAUAGCAAUACCUAACUGAUACUGUGUAUGCAAACAGUCCCGCAUUGCUUUUUAUAAUAGUGUUUAUCCUGGAAUGAUGAACGAGAAUCUUCUAAUGGUCAUGCUCGCUACUUUGGCCACUUCAACUUAGAAUGUUCUUUGCUAGUGUUUUCUUUGUAGUGUUAACAUUUUGAAAUUCAUGUUUCAGAGACAUCACAGAAUGUUUCCUCAUCACAGAAUUUACUCUUAUUCCAUGAAAAAAAAAAAGUUAACACCUUCAGAAGAGUGUGUCAGUUGUAGACUAUGAGACUUGGAAAUCCUCUUGAGGUAAAAGGCUGCAAAUACCCAGUAUUAUAAAAUCCAUAGUCACGUGUGCCUGAACUUAUUAAAGGAAUACCAGAUCUAUGCAGUAUACACUUUCUAGGCAGAAUUCAAGAGGAAUCAUUCCUAAUGCAAAUGAAGACAGCCAGGACAGAAGAGCAUGAGCACGAAUUCUUGUUCUUUCUCACUAAUUUAAUUUGCAGAAACUCAUUCAGUAAAGCAGUUCAUACAGGUCAUACUAUUGGAAAUUUGGUUUAUUUUCCUCAAAAUCAUUUACUUUAAGCAGCUCAUUUCUGUAGAAAAACGUUGGCUCUGUGAAAUAAUCACUGCCAGGAUUCUUUCAUUUCUGUACUAUUUUAUAUAAUUGAAUUUAACUUCUCUCACCAGCAAGUAUUUUACAGGUGCCUUGAAUUAAAACAAAAUUGAUUUUACAAUUUUAGUGUAAGGCUUUGUGCUUAGGCCACUUUAAAAAAGAUGAACUUAUGUAAUGGUUAGUUAUUCAGUGUACCUAUUUGUUUUCUAAUUGUUUGACUGUUUUAUUCAGCUUGAAACUUUACUAGGAGGCCACGUAGUAAUAUUAGAAAUAUUACUAUAGAAAUUAUAAAAUAUAGAAAUUGGCCACAAUAUUCUGUUACAUAUUAGAGGGAUAUCGGUGUUUCUCUAAGUGUGAUCUGUCGACCAUCUGAGUCCUAGGAGUGCUUGUUAAGAAUCUGUAUUUCGGAGUUCCCAUCGUGGCUCAGCAGAAAUGAACCUUACUGGCAGCCAUGAGGACACAAGUUCGAUCCCUGGCCUUGCUCAGUGGGUUAUGGUUCCAACAUUGCUGUGAGCUAUGGUGUAGGUCACUGACGCGGCUCCAAUCCUGUGUUGCUGUAGCUGUGGUGUAGGCCUGCAGGUACAGCUCCAACCCCUAGCCUGGGAACAUCCAUAUGCCUCACGUGCGGCCCUAAAAAGACAAAAGACAAAAAAAAAAAAAAAAAAAAAGAAUCUGUAUUUCAGGGCUCUGUUCCAAACCACCUGAAUCAAAACUCAGGGGCGGACGCUUCAGAAUACCAGUUUUCAACAGGCACCUCAGGUGAUUCAGAACACACUACUGUUUGAGAACCACUAAGAUUGGGAGGGGAGGUAAAGAAAAGUCUUUUUUUGCUUUAAAGUAAGCUCAGAGCAUAAUAUAGCAUUUUCAUUGUUAAUGACAUUUGCAAGUGUGCACUGAUUCUUUUAUACUUAUGAUCUACUACUUUGAUGUUCUUUUUACUAAAAUUCUUGGUUUAUUAGCAACCAAAAACUAAACUCAGAUUGCUGCCUGUAGCUCUUGGUACUUUGUUAGAUGGCUUUUAGACUUACAAAAUCAUCUUCAGAUCGUGGUCAAGCCAUGAAAAUCCCCAUCUUCAAGUCUGCCUGCUAAAGCUUUUUGCUUUCUUGAUUGUGAUUUUUGUGACAUUUUAUCUCAGACAGUUGUACUUUUUGAUAACUUGGGGAAAACAAAAAUUACUUGAAUAAAGGACCGCCUGACCCACUGCUUUGCAGUGAUCCAGUCUUUGUAAAGAACAUAAAUGACAGUCGUGAAUAUUAAGAUGUGAUUAUCUCUUCCUGUCCACAUGCUUAUUGCAGGGAGACAGUGAACCAAGGAUUAUAUUGGGGAUUUUUUUUUAUUAUAAGAUCUAAUGUAAAAUCAUCACUUGCAACUUUUUAGAUCUGGGUGUUGCCUGUUUAAUAUAUUUCUUUGAAAGUUUAAAAGGGUUUUCUAUCCACUGUUAAUUUCAAUUGGAUAACAUUUUGUCAAGUGUUUUUUUCCUGAUUGUUUUUUGAUGCUAGCUGGAAUUCAAGAAAUGACAUUGACCUUAUUCAAAUAAAGAAAUAUUUUAGUAAA